Messenger RNA from Coregonus sp. 'balchen', 31234 nucleotides. The record is from the annotation of a GenBank genome assembly. NCBI's taxonomy places the organism in Eukaryota, Metazoa, Chordata, Actinopteri, Salmoniformes, Salmonidae.
AUGCAGUGCGUAGGGACGGCCGCCCAGCCCGACGAAAACAUGAACGGAGCGGGGGAGCAGGUGGACAUCCUGCCCCCCAACUGCCUGGUAAAGGACCGAUGGAAAGUGGUGAGUUUGUCUUUAUCUUCAGAGACAUUUUGACCAUGUAAUUGACUCUCAGCUGAGUGACUGGUGAAAUAAUUAAGUAAUUGAUUAAAAUGAAACACAUAAUGCCAGAGUUGAGAAUCCCUGAUUUAGAAUGUUCCUUACCCUAAUGAGAACUAGCCUGAUCACAGAUCUGUUGGUGCUGUCAUGCCAAAUGCUACGGUCAUUGUUAGGCGUGACAGUGACCAUAAGAGUUGGCAAAACAACACAAACAGAUCUGGGAUCAGGCUAGUUAAGAACUAGCAUUUUCAAAAUGUUCACUUCAAAGAACAGGCAGCAAACAGUAAGAAGCAGGCAUCCGCAAUCCUCACUUUUCUACUGUGUUUAUUCCACCCUUGUCUCUCCUCUGCCACCAUUCCCAGCUGAAGAAGAUCGGCGGGGGAGGUUUCGGAGAGAUCUACGAGGCGUUGGACCUGCUGACCAGGGAGAAUGUGGCUCUCAAGGUAGAGUCAGCCCAGCAGCCUAAACAGGUCCUCAAGAUGGAGGUGGCCGUCCUCAAGAAACUGCAAGGUAAGGGCCUGUGUGGUUUAGCAGUAACACACACACACACACACACACGUUCAGCUGUGUGUCUGUGUGGUUAAGUGGUAACGCCACUAAUAGAAGCAUGUAUUAGAACCCCGAAGGUUGUGGGUUCAAUCCCUGCGACCGCCUUUGCCACUUUCUCUCCUCCUGCACCAUAUAUCGCCCUUUGUGAUGAAAUUCCACUCUCCUGUUAUGAAAAACAAACUGCAAGGUAAGGGCAGGGCAGGCAGAUACCGGGGGCGGAUAGGGUUCACUAAGGACAUGAUCAAUCAAUGACAACAUCACCUUGUACAUGAAUAAGCAUGGCAAGGUUAAUUAAGUUGUCUGGCUAUGGUGUGAUGUGACGUAACAUCUGUCUGUCUAGCCAUUUGAUUAGUGUGAUUGGCAAGGUUGUAGGUGUGGUGAUUGUUUGUUCUGUUCUGUGAUUUGAUGAGUUAGGUAGUCAAUCAGUUGACAUGUCUGCUGCACUGGGGUUUAUACUUCUUUGUGCAAAAUUAUAUUUUGGCAUUGAGUGUUUCACAUCGUCGAUCUCUUAGGCAGUAUUUAUUUUGGGGAAUUUCUGUGUCUGUCAGCUUUGCUUGUUCUGGUCUGUAGUCCCAAAAACAGAUACAAAAAUGUCACUGCUAGCAGGGAGGAUGGCUAAUGAGCAUUAAACUGUGUGUGUGUGUGUCUGUCUGGCUGGCUAGCUGCUUGUGUUAGUGAGCACCCUUCUUUAAAUGGCUUGGGAAAUGCCCUGAAAAUGUCCUCUGGCUACUAUUAUUUGAAUGCAACUCAACCUGAAAGUAUACGGUCGUUGGAAAUUACUUGAAGUUAGCAUGCCCUAAUGUUAUUGUAUGACUAAAUCUAGGGACUCCCUGACUGUUAAUAUGUGUGUUUGAUUCUUGGAUAAAUGCCUAAUUCAGAUACCACAUUCUAAAUAUUAGGUCCAAGGAAAGCAAUCUGAUCCCAAUCCUUUUAACAAUAACCACAUUUCCAUCCACAGUUUUUAUGUGAGUAAUACCAUAUAAAAAAAAACUAUCGGUAGAGUUGAAAAUGCAAUGGAAAUACAUUGACAUUUAUAUUUUUAUUCGGUACAUGAAAACUUAAGCGAAAAAGUAAAUUUUGUAUGCACUAUGUAAUCACGCACGGAUUGUUAUCCGCAACAAGUCAGUUUGGUGGAAACAUACCACUGGUGGGAAAAUGCACAUUUUCUUUAUGCAGAUUUUUGAAUAUUUGCACAAUCGACAUCGCCAAUUGGAUGGAACCCUAACUAAUGAUGCAAAAUGUUAUGGGGUUAUUAGGGUUGGUCUAACAUGUACAUGCAUUCGGAAAGUAUUCAGACGCCUUGACUUUUUCCACAUUUUAUUACGUUACAGCCUUAUUCUAAAAUUAAUUAAAUGGUUUUUUAACCUCGUCAAUCUACACACAAUACCCCAUAAUGUCAAAGCGAAAACAGGUUUUUAGACAUUUUUGCAAAUGUAUUGCAAAUAAAAAACAGAAAUACCUUAUUUACAUAAGUAUUCAGACCCUUUGCUAUGAGACUCGAAAUUGAGCUCAGGUGCAUCCUGUUUCCAUUGAUCAUCCUUUAGAUGUUUCUACAACUUGAUUGGAGUCCACCUGUGGUAAAUUAAAUUGAAUGGACAUGAUUUGGAAAGGCACACACCUGUCUAUAUAAGGUCCCACAGUUGACAGUGCAUGUCAGACCAAAAACCAAGCCAUGAGGUGGAAGGAAUUGUCCAUAGAGCUCCGAGACAAGGCACAGAUCUGGGGAAGGGUACCAAAACAUUUCUGCAGCAUUGAAGGUCCCCAAGAACACAGUGGCCUCCAUUAUUCUUAAAUGGAAGAAGUUUGGAACCUUCAAGGCUCUUCCUAGAUCUGGCCGCCCGGCAAACUGAGCGAUCGGGGGAGAAGGGCCUUGGUCAGGGAGGUGACCAAGAACCCGAUGGUCACUCUGGCAGAGCUCCAGAGUUGUUCUGUGGAGAUGGGAGAACCUUCCAGAAGGACAACUAUCUCUGCAGCACUCCAUCAAUCAGGCCUUUAUGGUAGAGUGGCCAGACGGAAGCCACUCCUCAGUAAAAGGCACAUGACAGCCCGCUUGGAGUUUGCCAAAAGGCACCUAAAGGUCACUCAGACCAUGAGAAACAACAUUCUCUGGUCUGAUGAAACCAAAAUUGAACUCUUUGGUCUGAAUGCCAAGUGUCACGUCUGGAGGAAACCUGGCACCAUCCCUACGGUGAAUCAAGCCUUUAUGGUAGAGUGGCCAGAUCGAAGCCACUCCUCAGUAAAAGGCACAUGACAGCCCGCUUGGAGUUUGCCAAAAGGCACCUAAAGGACUCUCAGACCAUGAGAAACAACAUUCUCUGGUCUGAUGAAACCAAGAUUGAACUCUUUGGCCUGAAUGCCAAGUGUCACGUCUGGAGGAAACCUGGCACCAUCCCUACGGUGAAGCAUGGUGGUGGCAGCAUCAUGCUGUGGGGAUGUUUUUCAGUGGCAGGGACUGGGAGACUAGUUAGGAUCGAGGGAAAGAUGAAUGGAGCAAAGUACAGAGAGAUCCUUGAUGAAAACCUGCUUCAGGACCUCAGACUUCCAACAGGACAACGACCGUCAGCACACAGCCAAGACAACGCAGGAGUGUCUUCGGGACAAGUCUCUGAAUGUCUUUGAGUGGCCCAACCAGAGCCCAGACUUGAACCCGGUCGAAAAUCUCUGGAGAGACCUGAAAAUAGCUGUGCAGCGACGCUCCCCAUCCAACCUGACAGAGCUUAAGAGGUUCUGCAGAGAAGAAUGGGAGAAACUCCCCAAAUACAGAAGUGCCAAGCUUAUAGCGUCAUACCCGAGAAGACUUGAGGCUGUACUCGCUGCCAAAGGUGCUUCAACAAAGUAGUGAGUAAAGGGUCUGAAUACUUAUGUAAAUGUAUAAUUUUUCAUUUUUUUAAUUUUUUUAAUACAUUUGCAAAAAUGUCUAACAUACUGUUUUUGCUUUGUCAUCAUUGAGUAUUGUGUGUAGAUUGAUGAGGAUAAAUGUUUUUAAAAUCCAUUUUAGAAUAAGGCUGUAACGUAACAAAAUGUGGAAAAGUCAAAGGGUCUGAAUACUUUCCGAAUGCACUGUAUGUACAGUGGGGGAAAAAAUAUUUAGUCAGCCACCAAUUGUGCAAGUUCUCCCACUUAAAAAGAUGAGAGAGGCCUGUAAUUUUCAUCAUAGGUACACGUCAACUAUGACAGACAAAUCACAUUGUAGGAUUUUUUAUGAAUUUAUUUGCAAAUUAUGGUGGAAAAUAAGUAUUUGGUCACCUACAAACAAGCAAGAUUUCUGGCUCUCACAGACCUGUAACUUCUUCUUUAAGAGGCUCCUCUGUCCUCCACUCGUUACCUGUAUUAAUGACACCUGUUUGAACUUGUUAUCAGUAUAAAAGACACCUGUCCACAACCUCAAACAGUCACACUCCAAACUCCACUAUGGCCAAGACCAAAGAGCUGUCAAAGGACACCAGAAACAAAAUUGUAGACCUGCACCAGGCUGGGAAGACUGAAUCUGCAAUAGGUAAGCAGCUUGGUUUGAAGAAAUCAACUGUGGGAGCAAUUAUUAGGAAAUGGAAGACAUACAAGACCACUGAUAAUCUCCCUCGAUCUGGGGCUCCACGCAAGAUCUCACCCCGUGGGGUCAAAAUGAUCACAAGAACGGUGAGCAAAAAUCCCAGAACCACACGGGGGGACCUAGUGAAUGACCUGCAGAGAGCUGGGACCAAAGUAACAAAGCCUACCAUCAGUAACACACUACGCCGCCAGGGACUCAAAUCCUGCAGUGCCAGACGUGUCCCCCUGCUUAAGCCAGUACAUGUCCAGGCCCGUCUGAAGUUUGCUAGAGUGCAUUUGGAUGAUCCAGAAGAGGAUUGGGAGAAUGUCAUAUGGUCAGAUGAAACCAAAAUAGAACUUUUUGGUAAAAACUCAACUCGUCGUGUUUGGAGGACAAAGAAUGCUGAGUUGCAUCCAAAGAACACCAUACCUACUGUGAAGCAUGGGGGUGGAAACAUCAUGCUUUGGGGCUGUUUUUCUGCAAAGGAACCAGGACGACUGAUCCGUGUAAAGGAAAUAAUUAAUUGGGCCAUGUAUCGUGAGAUUUUGAGUGAAAACCUCCUUCCAUCAGCAAGGGCAUUGAAGAUGAAACGUGGCUGGGUCUUUCAGCAUGACAAUAAUCCCAAACACACCGCCCGGGCAAUGAAGGAGUGGCUUCGUAAGAAGCAUUUCAAGGUCCUGGAGUGGCCUAGCCAGUCUCCAGAUCUCAACCCCAUAGAAAAUCUUUGGAGGGAGUUGAAAGUCCGUGUUGCCCAGCGACAGCCCCAAAACAUCACUGCUCUAGAGGAGAUCUGCAUGGAGGAAUGGGCCAAAAUACCAGCAACAGUGUGUGAAAACCUUGUGAAGACUUACAGAAAACGUUUGACCUGUGUCAUUGCCAACAAAGGGUAUAUAACAAAGUAUUGAGAAACUUUUGUUAUUAACCAAAUACUUAUUUUCCACCAUAAUUAGCAAAUAAAUUCAUAAAAAAUCCUACAAUGUGAUUUUCUGGAUUUUGUUUUCUCAUUUUGUCUGUCAUAGUUGACGUGUACCUAUGAUGAAAAUUACAGGCCUUUCUCAUCUUUUUAAGUGGUAGAACUUGCACAAUUGGUGGCUGACUAAAUACUUUUUUCCCCACUGUAUGUGUAUGUACUGUAUGUGUGUCUUUCGGAGGGGUUGGGUUAAAGAGGAAGUAACAUUUUGGUUGGACCUUUUGUGCAAUUGACCAAUAAAGUAAUCUUAAUCUUAAACAUCCAACUGAAUCAGUUGUUUAACUGUGAUGGUACAAGUAGAUUCAUAGAUAGCUCAUUUUAUAUUGACUGUAUAAUAACAUUUACACAAACCUCUCAAUUCUUUCACAGGAAAAAAUCAUGUAUGUAAAUUCAUCGGAUGUGGAAGGAACGAGAAGUUUAACUAUGUGGUCAUGCAACUUCAGGUAACCAUUUAUCAAAACAGUCUGAUACAAUUGCUUUAGGUAGAGAGAAUCCUAGCCAAGGCUACAACUAAGUAGAAAAAAAUGAAUGAAAAAUCUCUCUCCGUCUAUCUCCCCGCUCUCCCUCUCUUCAUCCCCCCUCUCCCUCCCCCUGUCUUGUCUCAACUCUCCCUACCCUCCCUCUGACCCCUCCCUCUCUCUCCCCCCACCCUCUACCCAUCUCCCUCUCUCUCCCUCCACCUUCCCCUUCUUUCCCUCCCCCUUCUCUCCCCCCCAGCAGGGGAGAAACCUAGCGGACCUGAGGAGGAGUCAACCUCGUGGCACCUUCACCAUGAGCACCACGCUACGCCUGGGCAAACAGAUCCUGGAGUCCAUAGAGGCAAUCCACUCUGUGGGCUUCCUGCACAGAGACAUCAAGCCUGUAGGUGGCCCUCUCUGUAGCACUUUACCUAAAGCCUGCAGGUAUAAGGCAUUAUGAUGUGUGGUUAUAAUGCAUUGUAAGACUUAUAAACAGAUCCUUGAGUAGUCAAUAGUAGUCCAUCCACUCUGUGAGUUUCCUGCACAGAGACAUCAAGCCUGUAGGUGGCACUUUACAUGUCAGAUAGAAAGGGGUGGGUGAUAGAAAGAGAACAGUUGUGUGAUAGAGGGGUGAGAGAAAGAAAUUGAGAAACCUAUCCAACCAAAAACAUAGAGACCCAGAAAACCUGAGCCUGCGCCUUCACUAUGUUGAAUCACAAAACAAUACAGAAAUACACUACGGAAAAAGAAGGAACAGCACGUCAGAAAUCAGCUCAAUGUAAUUGAAGAAUCCAUAGACUCUAACCACUUCUGGCAAAAUUGGAAAACACUAAAUAAACAACAACACAAAGAGUUAUCUAUCCAAAACUGAGAUGUAUGGGUAAACCACUUCUCUAAUCUUUUUGGCCCUAUAACAAAGAAUAAACAGCAAAAACAUAUACAUGAUCAAAUACAAAUCUUAGAAUCAACUAUUAAAGACUACCAGAACCCACUGGAUUCUCCAAUCACAUUGAAUGAACUACAGGACAAAAUACAAACCCUCCAACCCAAAAAGGCCUGUGGUGUUGAUCGUAUCCUACAUUUUACAUUUUAGUCAUUUAGCAGACGCUCUUAUCCAGAGCGAGUUACAGUUAGUGAGUGCAUACAUUUUUCAUACUCAAUGAAAUGAUAAAAUAUACAGACCACAAAUUCCAAUUGGCUAUACUUAAACUCUUUAACAUCAUCCUUAGCUCUGGCAUCUUCCCCAAUAUUUGAAACCAAGGACUGAUCACCCCAAUCCACAAAAGUGGAGACAAAUUUGACCCCAAUAACUACCGUGGGAUAUGCGUCAACAGCAACCUUGGGAAAAUCCUCUGCAUUAUCAUUAACAGCAGACUUGUACAUUUCCUCAGUGAAAACAAUGUACUGAGCAAAUGUCAAAUAGUUUUUUUUAACCAAAUUACCGUACGACAGACCAUGUAUUCACCCUGCACACCCUAAUUGACAAACAAACAAACCAAAACAAAGGCAAAGUCUUCUCAUGCUUUGUUGAUUUCAAAAAAGCUUUUGGGAAAAACACCAAAUUAAGAUUCUGCAUGAAAAAAUAUCCUCUGUGUACAAUGUAAAACACCAAAUAAUGCAUGCAGAGCAGAAUUAUCAAAAUCCAGAAAAGAGCCAUUAAAUCCUACAACCACCUAAAAUGAAACUAUUCCCAAACUUUCCAUAACAAAGCCAUCACCUACAGAGAGAUGAACCUGGGGAAGAGUCCCCUAAGCAAGCUGGUCCUGGGGCUCUGUUCACAAACACAAACAGACCCCACAGAGCCCCAGGACAGCAACACAAUUAGACCCAACCAAAUAAUGAGAAAACAAAAAGAUAAUUACUUGACACAUUGGAAAGAAUUAACAAAAAAACUGAGCAAACUAGAAUGCUAUUUAGCCCUAAACAGAGAGUACAGAGUAGCAGAAUACCUGACCACUGUGACUGACCCAAACUUACGGAAAGCUUUGACUACAGUACCAGUUAAAAGUUUGGACACACCUACUCAUUCAAGGGUUUUUCUUUAUUUUUACUAUUUUCUACAUUGUAGAAUAAUAGUGAAGACAUCAAAACUAUGAAAUAACACAUAUGGAAUCAUGUGGUAAACAAAAAAGUGUUAAACAAAUCAAAAUAUAUCUUAUAUUUGAGAUUCUUCAAAUAGCCACCCUUUGCCUUGAUGACAGCUUUGCACACUCUUGUCAUUCUCUCAACCAGCUUCACCUAGAAUGCUUUUCCAACAGUCUUGAAUGAGUUCCCACAUAUGCUGAGCACUUGUUGGCUGCUUUUCCUUCACUCUGCAGUCCGACUCAACCCAAACCAUCUCAAUUUGGUUGAGGUCGGGGGAUUGUGGAGGCCAGACCAUCUGAUGCGACACUCCAUCACUCUCCUUCUUGGUAAAAUAGCCCUUACACAGCCGGGAGGUGUGUUGGGUCAUUGUCCUGUUGAAAAACAAAUGAUAGUCCCACUAAACCCAAACCAGAUGGGAUGGCAUAUCGCUUCAGAAUGCUGUGGUAGCCAUGCUGGUUAAGUGUGCCUAGAAUUCUAAAUAAAUCACAGACAGUGUCACCAGCAAAGCACCCCCACACCAUAACACCCCCUCCUCCAUGCUUUACGGUGGGAACUACACAUGCGGAGAUCAUCCGUUCACCCACACUGCGUCUCACAAAGACAUGACGGUUGGAACCAAAAAUCUCCAAUUUGGACUCCAGACCAAAGGACACAUUUCCACCAGUCUAAUGUACAGUUGAAGUCAGAAGUUUACAUACACUUAGGUUGGAGUCAUUAAAACUCGUUUUUCAACCACUCCACAAAUUUCUUGUUAACAAACUAUAGUUUUGGCAAGUCGGUUGCAUGACACAAGUAAUUUUUCAAACAAUUGUUUACAGACAGAUUAUUUCACUUAUAAUUCACUGUAUCACAAUUCCAGUGGGUCAGAAGUUUACAUGCGCUAAGUUGACUGUGCCUUUAAACAGCUUGGAAAAUUCCAGAAAAUGAUGUCAUGGCUUUAGAAGCUUCUGAUAGGCUAAUUGACAUCAUUUGAGUCAAUUGGAGGUGUACCUGUGGAUGUAUUUCAAGGCCUACCUUCAAACUCAGUGCCUCUUUGCUUGACAUCAUGGGAAAAUCAAAAGAAAUCAGCCAAGACCUCAGAUAAUUUUUUUUUGUAGACCUCCACAAGUCUGGUUCAUCCUUGGGAGCAAUUUCCAAACGGCUGAAGGUACUGCGUUCAUCUGUACAAACAAUAGUACGCAAGUAUAAACACCAUGGGACCACGCAGCCGUCAUACCGCUCAGGAAGGAGACACUUUCUGUCUCCUAGAGAUGAACGUACUUUGGUGCGAAAAGUGCAAAUCAAUCCCAGAACAACAGCAAAGGACCUUGUGAAGACGCUGGAGGAAACAGGUACAAAAGUAUCUAUAUCCAUAGUAAAACAAGUCCUAUAUCGACAUAACCUGAAAGGCUGCUCAGCAAGGAAGAGGCCACUGCUCCAAAACCGCCAUAAAAAAGCCAGACUACGGUUUGCAACUGCACAUGGGGACAAAGAUCGUACUUUUUGGAGAAAUGUCCUCUGGUCUGAUGAAACAAAAAUAGAACUGUUUGGCCAUAAUCACCAUCGUUAUGUUUGGAGGAAAAAGGGGGGGCUUACAAGACGAAGAACACCAUCCCAACCGUGAAGCACGGGCGUGGCAUCAUCAUGCUGUGGGGGUGCUUUGCUGCAGGAGGGACUGGUGCACUUCACAACAUAGAUGGCAUCAUGAGGAAGGAAAAUGAUGUGGAUAUAUUGAAGCAACAUGUCAAGACAUCAGUCAGGAUGUUAAAGCUUGGUCGCAAAUGGUCUUCCAAAUGGACAAUGACCCCAAGCAUACUUCCAAAGUUGUGGCAAAAUGGCUUAAGGACAACAAAGUCAAGGUAUUGGAGUGGCCAUCACAAAGCCCUGACCUCAAUCCUAUAGAAAAUGUGUGGGCAGAACUGAAAAAGUGUGUGCGAGUAUGGAGGCUUGCAAACCUGACUCAGUUACACCAGCUCUGUCAGGAGGAACGGGCGAAAAUUCACCCAACUUAUUGUGGGAAGCUUGUGGAAGGCUACCCGAAAUGUUUGACCCAAGUUAAACAAUUAAAAGCAAUGCUACCAAAUACUAAUUGAGUGUAUGUAAACGUCUGACCCACUGGGAAUGUGAUGAAAGAAAUAAAAGCAGAAAAUAAAUAAUUAUCUCUACUAUUAUUCUGACAUUUCACAUUCUUAAAAUAAAGUGGUGAUCCUAACUGACCUAAGACAGGGAAUUUUUACUAGGAUUAAAUGUCAGGAAUUGUGAAAAACAGUUUAAAUAUAUUUGGCUAAGGUGUAUGUAAACUUCCGACUUCAACUGUACAUUGCUCGUGUUUCUUGGCCCAAGCAGGUCUCUUCUUCUUAUUGGUGUCCUUUAGUAGUGGUUUCUUUGCAGCAAUUCAACCACGAAGGCCAGAUUCACACAGUCCCCUCUGAACAGUUGAUGUUGAGAUGUGUCUGUGACUUGAACUCUGAGAAGCAUUUUUGUGGGCUGCAAUUUCUGAGGCUGGUAACUCUAAUGAACUUAUCCUCUAAAGCCGAGGUAACUUUGGGUCUUCCAUUCCUGUGGUGGUCCUCAUGAGAGCCAGUUUCAUCAUAGCGCUUGAUGGUUUUUGCGACUGCACUUGAAGAAACUUUCAAAGUUCUUGAAAUGUUCCAUAUUGACUGACCUUCAUGUCUUAAAGUAAUGAUGGACUGUUGUUUCUCUUUGCUUAUUUGAGCUGUUCUUGCCAUAAUAUGGACUUGGUCUUUUACCAAAUAGGGCUAUCUUCUGUAUACCCCACCUACCUUUUCACAACACAACUGAUUGGCUCCAACGCAUUAAUUCCACAAAUUAACUUUUAACAAGGCACACCUAUUAAUUCAAAUGCAUUCUAGGUGACUUCCUCAUGAAGCUGGUUGAGAGAAUGCCAAGAGUAUGCAAAGCUGUCAUCAAGGCAAAGGGUGGCUAUUUGAAGAAUCUCAAAUGUAAAAUAUAUUUUGAUUUGUUUAACACUUUUUUAGUUACUACAUUAUUCCAUAUGUGUUAUUUCAUAGUUUUAAUGUCUUCACUAUUAUUCUACAAUGUAAAAAUAAAGAAAAACAAUAGAAUGAGUAGGUGUGUCCAAACUUUUGACCGGUUGUGUAUGUACAGACUCAGUGAGCAUAGCCUUGAUAUUGAGAAAUGCCGCCAUAGGCAGACCUGGCUCUCAAGACAAGACAGGCUAUGUGCAUACUGCCCACAUGAGGUGGAAACCGAGCUGCACUUCCUAACCUCCUGCCAAAUGUAUGACCAUAAUAGAGACACAUAUUUCCCUGAGAUUACACAGAUCCACAAAGAAUUAGAAAACAAACCCAAUUUCUCUAUUUGGUGAAAUACCACAGUGUGCCAUCACAGCAGCAUGAUUUUUGACUUGUUGCCACAAGAAAAGUGCAACCAGUGAAGAACAAACACCAUUGUUUAUUUAUUUUCCCUUUUGUACUUUAACUAUUUGCACAUAUGACAUUUGAAGUGUCUUUAUUAUUUUGGAACUUUUGUGAGUGUAAUGUUUGCUGUUGUUUUUUCCCCAGUCAAACUUUGCCAUGGGUCGACUCCCCUCCACCUAUAGAAAGUGCUUUAUGUUAGACUUUGGCCUAGCUCGCCAGUACACCAACACUACCGGAGAGGUCCGACCGGUAAGUAGCCGUGGAAGGAUUUUGUUCAUUUCAUUUAUAAUGUUAUGUUAAUAUUUAAACCCAUUGAAUCAUUCUAGCAAGAAUAUAGGACAUGGGGUAUACAGUGUGCUAUUUUGGUGUUGAGUUAGGAGGGUUAGUGCACACAACCUGGGGGUAGUGGCAAUGGGUUUCUCGCACUGGAAAUGCUUUGUCCUCAGGGCACUUUGGGUAGGAGAAUAGGAAAGGACAGGGCAUGUGCCUUUUUGUGAUGUGAUUAUGAUAUGAUAUAUAGUUGGCUAGCCUGAUACAGGCUGAUGUAGAGUUGGCUAGCCUGGAAUAGGCUGAUGUAGAGUUGGCUAGCCUGGAAUAGGUUGAUAUAGAGUUGGCUAGCCUGAUAUAGGCUGAUGGAGAGUUGGCUAGCCUGAUAUAGGCUGAUAUAGAGUUGGCUAGCCUGAUAUAGGCUGAUGGAGAGUUGGCUAGCCUGAUAUAGGCUGAUGGAGAGUUGGCUAGCCUGAUAUAGGUUGAUGGAGAGUUGGCUAGCCUGAUAUAGGCUGAUGGAGAGUUGGCUAGCCUGAUAUAGAGUUGGCUAGCCUGAUACAGGCUGAUGGAGAGUUGGCUAGCCUGAUAUAGGCUGAUAUAGAGUUGGCUAGCCUGAUAUAGGCUGAUGGAGAGUUGGCUAACCUGAUACAGGCUGAAGUAGAGUUGGCUAGCCUGAUAUAGGCUGAUAUCAAGUUGGCUAGCCUGAUAUAGGCUGAUGGAGAGUUGGCUAGCCUGAUAUAGGUUGAUGGAGAGUUGGCUAGCCUGAUAUAUGCUGAUGGAGAGUUGGCUAGCCUGAUAUAGAGUUGGCUAGCCUGAUACAGGCUGAUGGAGAGUUGGCUAGCCUGAUAUAGGCUGAUAUAGAGUUGGCUAGCCUGAUAUAGGCUGAUGGAGAGUUGGCUAACCUGAUACAGGCUGAAGUAGAGUUGGCUAGCCUGAUAUAGGCUGAUAUAAAGUUGGCUAGCCUGAUAUAGGCUGAUGGAGAGUUGGCUAGCCUGAUACAGGCUGAUGGAGAGUUGGCUAGCCUGAUACAGGCUGAUAUAGAGUUGGCUAGCCUGAUAUAGGUUGAUGGAGAGUUGGCUAGCCUGAUAUAGGUUGAUGGAGAGUUGGCUAGCCUGAUAUAGGCUGAUAUAGAGUUGGCUAGCCUGAUAUAGGCUGAUAUAGAGUUGGCUAGCCUGAUACAGGCUGAUGGAGAGUUGGCUAGCCUGAUACAGGCUGAUGUAGAGUUAGCUAGCCUGAUAUAGGCUGAUAUAGAGUUGGCUAGCCUGAAAUAGGCUGAUGGGGAGUUGGCUAGCCUGAUAUAGGCUGAUGGAGAGUUGGCUAGCCUGAUACAGGCUGAUAUAGAGUUGGCUAGCCUGAUAUAGGUUGAUGGAGAGUUGGCUAGCCUGAUAUAGGUUGAUGGAGAGUUGGCUAGCCUGAUAUAGGCUGAUAUAGAGUUGGCUAGCCUGAUAUAGGCUGAUGUAGAGUUGGCUAGCCUGAUACAGGCUGAUGUAGAGUUGGCUAGCCUGAUAUAGUCUGAUGUAGAGUUUGGCUAGCCUGAUAUAGGCUUAUGGAGAGUUGGCUAGCCUGAUACAGGUUGAUGUAGAGUUGGCUAGUCAUGUCAAGUUUAUUUGUCAUAUGCACAGGAUACACCUGGUAUACAGUACAAUGCAAUGCUUACUUGCAGGUUCACUCUUGGCAAUGCUACAUAAUAAGAAGAAUAACAAUGAAUAAUGAAAUAGGCUGAUAUAGAGUUGGCUAGCCUGAUAUAGGCUGAUGGAGAGGUUGAUGUAGAGUUGGCUAGCCUGAUAUAGGCUGAUGGAGAGUUGGCUAGCUUGAUAUAGGUUGAUGGAGUGUUGGCUAGCCUGAUAUAGGCUGAUGGAGAGUUAGCUAGCCUGAUAUAGUCUGAUGGAAAGUUGGCUAGCCUGGGCCACAGUGGAGAUUCUUUCUGCUUUUCUUCUUGCUGACAGCCUCCACUCAUCGAUUAGAAGGGCAGGCCUGUACUGCAAAUUUAGAACAGCAACUAGACCAUACACACACACACACACACACAUACACAUACACCCACACACUGUUGUAAAUUCUAACAUGCAGUUUCUAAGGAAAUAUUCCUGGGACUACCUGCUGGAUGGAAUGGGUGUUAUUAUCAAGGUCAAAACUGUCAUCCUCCACUCUUGAGCCAAAAUGGUGAUGCAGAAUGUCACAGGAAGAUGAUACAUUUAAACGAUGCCUUAUGCUUUGUAAAUGCAUUAGUUCAUAGUUUGUUACUGUAAAUUACUACAACAUUGUUUCAUAUAUUAUGUUCACAGAGUGUUGAUGUUAAAACUUUUACAGUUGUUAUGCUGCAAUGUGAGGCUGUCCUUUUUUCACCUGUGUGAUUUUAUGUUUUGCAGUUUUGCUGUUCCUUUUUGGCCUUUUCUGUUCGAAGCGCAUGCUUGUGAUCCGUCUCAUCAGUAAGGUGCUUGAUCCCAUUUCAGUUUUUAUUAUCUCUCCCUGCCUGAGAUAUUUUCCAUAUCCUUCCUCAUCUCUUUUUAGGUUUUAAUUUAAGUACUUUAUUUCCAUCUAUCAUUUUCUUUCUAGUUGUCUGUGUGAAAUUCUGUUUCAGGUUUCGUGCUGAAAAGAUAACUUAUCUCAUUUUAUUUUCCAGCCCAGAACUGUGGCAGGAUUUCGGGGCACUGUUCGUUAUGCGUCAGUAAAUGCUCAUAAAAACAAAGUAAGUGUCUUUUUGGGGUGAAAAAUGCAAUGCACUACAAAUAAAUUUUGACCUGAGUGUUUUGUUUAACAUCAGUUUGUCAGGAAAUCAAAAAUAGCUGUUGCAGAUGUACUUCAGGAAUUCUAAUAUUUCAUGAAAAUAAUAAAUUGAUUAAUUCAUUCUUUAACUUCUCAGGAAAUGGGUCGCCAUGACGAUCUAUGGUCGCUGUUUUACAUGUUGGUAGAGUUUGCAGUCGGUCAGCUACCAUGGCGAAAAAUAAAAGAUAAGGUGAGCUAUUGUCUAUUGUUGCAGUUUCAGUUAUUUCCAAUAUUUCUUCAUCCUGGUCCAGGGGACCAAAGGGGUGCAUAUUGUAAGUUUUGCCCUAGCACUACACACCUGAUUUCGACUAAUCAACUCAUCAUCAAAUCUUUGUGGAAUCGUGUGUAGUGCUACGGCAAAAACAAAAAUCCUCCUUUGGGUCCCCAGGAACAGGAUUAAGAAACCCUGCAGUAGAGAAUGGUUACUGGUGUCUACUGGUGUCUGCUGGGCUCAACUGGUUUCUAAUGGUUCCUACUGUAUCUUCUGUGUGUCACCAGGAGCAAGUGGGUCAGAUUAAGGAGCGCUACGACCACAGAAUGCUGCUCAAACACAUGCCUUCUGAGUUUCAUAUUUUCCUGGAUCAUGUUUUAGGCCUUGACUACUUUACCAAACCAGAUUACCAGGUACGUACUGUUCACUCCCUGCAAGUGGAUUCACCUUGUUUAUCCCCACUGAACCUUGCUUUUCUUGCAUUCACUUCAAUAGCAGAGUGAACCUGGAAGUGUGGCAAUGUGAGACUAACUCCCAUACCAUACCUGCUCUCUCAAUGUUCAGUAAUAAAACUACAGUAUGUAGAAACUAAACAAAAGUAAAUAACUUUUAGUACUUCAAGUAAAGCCUAUUAUUUUAUAGCAUUGUAUGUUUGAUUGAAUUCCACCUUUAUACCUUACUUUUUACAUUUACCCCCUUUUCUCUGUGAUCCUCUAUGCAGUUGCUGAUGUCGGUCUUUGAGAACAGUAUGAAGGAACGCAUCAUCACAGAGAACGAGUCUUUUGAUUGGGAGAAGGGAGGGACGGAUGGAGUGCCUCUGUCCACCUGCACGUCAACGCCCCCUCAACAGAACACACGACAGACCCCCGCCAUGGUCGGGUAAGGGAAUCAAAGUUAGCUAUUUAGGUUUAUUACAAACGCAUCAAAAUGAAGAUGAACAGUUUAUCCACUACUUAUCAACAAGAUUAAACAGCAGAAAGCAGAAUGGAAUUCAAAGGGGAUCACACUUCAAAACAUUUAGGAAACAUCAAUAUUAAAUAUUAAAACAUCCAGCUAACCAAGAGAUAGUACAAUUCCCAUUAUGUAGCCUAAUUUACAUACAAAAUCAGGAACAAAUAGUCCAAUGCUGGGUUGUGGUAAUUCAUUUAGGAUUAGAAUGCAACUGUGAGAAUUUGUAGCACACUGUUUGCAUUUGAAGUGAUACAGGAUAUUUUCAACAACACAAAUGUAUUUAAUCGCCUGGUCAUUUUGUAAAAGAGAAUGUGUUCUCAAUAACUUACCUGGUUAAAUAAAGGCAAUCAAUAAAUACAUAGUACAAAUAUCAGUGUAUGUUCUGUGCUUUCCCAGGGUGGUGAACGUGACUCUGAUUCCUGGGGAGCUGCCGAGGGAGAACACAGAUGACGUUCUACAAGAUGACCACCUGAGUGACCGGGAGAAUGCUCCACCUGCAGUACCUAGCAGGCCUUGCGAGGGGACACUACCCAAGGCGGAAGGCGAGGCAUGGAACGACACCGACUUCAACCGCAACCAACUUAGGAUGAGCAUCAGCAAGGUAUAGGAGGGACCAUCUAAUACGUCCUCUGUGUAUCUCACUUUGGUGAUGGCAGCACUGUAAAACAUGGUCUUACAUUCUUUAAAUAUAUUCAAACAUAAAACGUUGGAAAUAAAUUGUUGGUUUUCAAUUACCAUCUAUUACGUUCAGAGGAUACAGACAUACAGUGGGGGAAAAAAGUAUUUAGUCAGCCACCAAUUGUGCAAGUUCUCCCACUUAAAAAGAUGAGAGAGGCCUGUCAUUUUCAUCAUAGGUACACGUCAACUAUGACAGACAAAAAUGAGAAAAGAAAAUCCAGAAAAUCACAUUGUAGGAUUUUUUAUGAAUUUAUUUGCAAAUUAUGGUGGAAAAUAAGUAUUUGGUCACCUACAAACAAGCAAGAUUUCUGGCUCUCACAGACCUGUAACUUCUUCUUUAAGAGGCUCCUCUGUCCUCCACUCGUUACCUGUAUUAAUGGCACCUGUUUGAACUUGUUAUCAGUAUAAAAGACACCUGUCCACAACCUCAAACAGUCACACUCCAAACUCCACUAUGGCCAAGACCAAAGAGCUGUCAAAGGACACCAGAAACAAAAUUGUAGACCUGCACCAGGCUGGGAAGACUGAAUCUGCAAUAGGUAAGCAGCUUGGUUUGAAGAAAUCAACUGUGGGAGCAAUUAUUAGGAAAUGGAAGACAUACAAGACCACUGAUAAUCUCCCUCGAUCUGGGGCUCCACGCAAGAUCUCACCCCGUGGGGUCAAAAUGAUCACAAGAAUGGUGAGCAAAAAUCCCAGAACCACACGGGGGGACCUAGUGAAUGACCUGCAGAGAGCUGGGACCAAAGUAACAAAGCCUACCAUCAGUAACACACUACGCUGCCAGGGACUCAAAUCCUGCAGUGCCAGACGUGUCCCCCUGCUUAAGCCAGUACAUGUCCAGGCCCGUCUGAAGUUUGCUAGAGUGCAUUUGGAUGAUCCAGAAGAGGAUUGGGAGAAUGUCAUAUGGUCAGAUGAAACCAAAAUAGAACUUUUUGGUAAAAACUCAACUCGUCGUGUUUGGAGGACAAAGAAUGCUGAGUUGCAUCCAAAGAACACCAUACCUACUGUGAAGCAUGGGGGUGGAAACAUCAUGCUUUGGGGCUGUUUUUCUGCAAAGGGACCAGGACGACUGAUCCGUGUAAAGGAAAGAAUGAAUGGGGCCAUGUAUCGUGAGAUUUUGAGUGAAAACCUCCUUCCAUCAGCAAGGGCAUUGAAGAUGAAACGUGGCUGGGUCUUUCAGCAUGACAAUGAUCCCAAACACACCGCCCGGGCAACGAAGGAGUGGCUUCGUAAGAAGCAUUUCAAGGUCCUGGAGUGGCUUAGCCAGUCUCCAGAUCUCAACCCCAUAGAAAAUCUUUGGAGGGAGUUGAAAGUCCGUGUUGCCCAGCGACAGCCCCAAAACAUCACUGCUCUAGAGGAGAUCUGCAUGGAGGAAUGGGCCAAAAUACCAGCAACAGUGUGUGAAAACUUUGUGAAGAAUUACAGAAAACAUGUGACCUGUGUCAUUGCCAACAAAGGGUAUAUAACAAAGUAUUGAGAAACUUUUGUUAUUGACCAAAUACUUAUUUUCCACCAUAAUUUGCAAAUAAAUUCAUAAAAAAUCCUACAAUGUGAUUUUCUGGAUAGAAAAAAAUCUCAUUUUGUCUGUCAUAGUUGAUGUGUACCUAUGAUGAAAAUUACAGGCCUCUCUCAUCUUUUUAAGUGGGAGAACUUGCACAAUUGGUGGCUGACUAAAUACUUUUUUUCCCCACUGUACCUGGUUGUAGAUAGAGCAGGAGAUAUAUUUCAGGUACUGUUUACCAUGAAUUUACAGUGCUCAAACAUGGUAAAGUAAAUAGUAGCUCAUUUACAGUACAAUUCAAGCUGCUAUAUACCUGUAAUACUUAUUUGAAAUUAGUCAACACAAUAGGUCUAACUCUUGACAGUGGUUUCUAACAGUGGUAACCCUAGAAACCCUCAUUCCCCCAGGGGCAGUUGGCUGCGGAGGAGGAGCCUACUAGAGGGGUGUGUCCUGAGGCCCCUGUGGGUGGAGCUCCCACAGAAAUGACUGGUGCUCAGGUCUGCGCUCUGCGGUACCGGAGGAUCAACAGCCCAGAGUCAGACCGUCUGUCCGCCGCAGACGGGAGACCAGACGUCUACGACAAACGAGGGUGAGGGCUCUAUACAGUGCAGACAAGUUAAUACACUGUUGUGCAGAUGUAUACUUUAUGUACACAACACAUGCAUGAAAUAGAUUUUAUAAAGCUAUUUUUGCAUCAGCACCAGCCUAAAACCCCAAAGAGCAAGCAAUGCAGAGGCAGAAACACAGUGGCUAGGAAAAACUCCCUAGAAAGCAGGAACCUAGGAAGAAACCUAGAGAGGAACCAGGCACAGAGGGGUGGCCAGUCCUCUUCUUGCUGUACCGGGUGGAGAUUUAAGAGUACAUGUGGCCAUUAAGGCCAUACAUUCAAACGUAGAUGACCAGAAGUGUCAGAUAGUAACCAUGAUGGCUAUAGAGUAGCCAUGUUCAACAGGCGGACCGUGGUCAGGAUCCCAGAACGGGGUCAAUACGGACCGCAGGUCCCUACACAGAAAGAAAGGAAGAGAGAUAGAGCGGGAUUAAUGGGAGCAUGCGUUAGAUCACAGUACACCAGAUUGCAGCAUAACUACUGGGGACUGAGACAUGUGGGUUGGGAGACACUGUGGCCCCGUCCAACAAGCAAGGAGUUAACCCCACCCACACUGUCAAAGCUCAGCCCCACACCACUUAACACUAGAACUGCCUGACCUUUCAGCCUAUAAGUACCCACUAGAGAACGUUGCCGGGCUUCCUCUUUAGCAUAUGAAUCAGAUGCAUAUAAACCCGCAAGAUGCAGCAAACAUAAGCACCAACGCUUGAUAAAUAGUGCAUAAACUAUUAUAAAGGAUUAAUUGCAUGAAGAAAUAUUUGUGGAAAUACAGUUCAUUCGGAAAGUAUUCAGACCCCUUGACUUUUUCCACAUUUUGUUACGUUACAGCUUUAUUCUAAAAUUGAUUAAAUUGUUUUUAUCCCUCAUCAAUCUACACACAAUAGCCCAUAAUGACAAAGCAAAAACAGGUAAAAUAAAAUAAAAAUACUGAAAUUUUACAUUUACAUAAGUAUUCAGACCAUUUACUCAGUACUUUGUUGAAGCAACUAUGGCAGUGAUUACAGCCUCGAGUCUUCUUGGGUAUGACACUACAAGCUUGGCACAUCUGUAUUUGGGGAGUUUCUCCCAUUCUUCUCUGCAGAUCCUCUCUGUCAGGUUCGAUCGGGUUCAAGUCCGGGCUCUGGCUGGGCCACUCAAGGACAUUCAGAGACUUGUCCCGAAGCCACUCCUGCGUUGUCUUGGCUGUGUGCUUAGGGUCGUUGUCCUUUUGGAAGGUGAACCUUCACCCUAGUCUGAGGUCCUGAGCGAUCUGGAGCAGGUUUUCCUCAAGGAUCUCUCUGUACUUUGCUCCGUUCAUCUUUCCCUCGAUCCUAACUAGUCUCCCAGUCUCUGCCGCUGAAAAACUUCCCCACAGCAUGAUGCUGCCACCACCAUGCGUCACAGUAGGGAUGGUGCCUGGUUUCUUUCAGACGUGACGCUUGGCAUUCAAUAUUGGUUUCAUCAGACCAGAGAAUCUUGUUUCUCAUGGUCUGACAGUUCUUUAGAUGCCUUUUGGCAAACUCCAAGCGGGCUGUCAUGUGCCUUUUACUGAGGAGUGGCUUCCGUCUGGCCACUCUACCAUAAAGUGCUGCAGAGAUGGUUGUCCUUCUGGAAUGUUAUCCCAUCUCCACAGAGGAACUCUGGAGCUCUGUCAGAGUGACCAUCGGAUUCUUGGUCACCUCCCUGACCAAGGCCCUUCUCCCCCAAUUGCUCAGUUUGACCAGGCAGCCAGCUCUAGGAAGAGUCUUGGUGGUUCCAAACUUCUUCCAUUUAAGAAUGAUGGAGGACUCUGUGUUCUUGGGGACCUUCAAUGCUGCAGACAUUUUUUGGUACCCUUCCCCAGUUCUGUGCCUCGACACAAUCCUGUCUCGGAGCUCAACAGACAAUUCCUUCGACCUCAUGGCUUGGUUUUUGCUCUGACAUUCACUGUCAACUGUGGGACCUUAUAUAGUGUGUGUGCCUUUCCAAAUCAUGUCCAAUCAAUUGAAUAUACCACAGGUGGACUCCAAUCAAGUUAUAGAAAUAUCUCUCAUUUUAUUAUGUUACUAGUUUUUGCUUAGUAGCCAGAGCAAUGGUGUCACGCAAGUGGUCAUGUGCUGAAUGCAUGGACAACAUGGAUAUUCUUGGAAAAAGUUAAAUUAAGAAAUAGAGCUUCACCUCUUCAAUUAUGAGAGUUAUUUGACAAAGGUAAGUGUAAUAGAAACUGCAGAAUAUGCUCUUUCAGAUACUAUAUAGAAAUCACAAUGUUAUACCUGCAUGUGGUUGAAGUCGGUGUCCUUCCACGCCUCGCCUUCCGCCUUGGGUAGUGUCCCUCCCACGGGGGGCCAGUAUGAAAAAUGUAUGCACUCACUAACUGUAAGUCGCUCUGGAUAAGAGCGUCUGCUAAAUGACUCAAAUGUAAAAUGUAAAUGAGGAGGAUUUGAUAAAGUGAUGCUCCUUUCCAUGCAUCUGUAAAUUACAAAAUGCACCCAUCUCUUCAUGUACAAUUUGACUGAUAGGCCUAAUAUUGUCACUCAUCAGAUUAUUGUCAAUUUAAUCUUGUCUAUAGGCUAACUCGUAUUAUGUGUGAAAUUAGUUUAGGUGUAGUUUCGAUGGGCCGGCUGUGCAGGCUGACUGGCAUCGUUUGUUUCCCGCUCAUCAAGUUGGAAAGAGUCAAGGAUAUGUUUUGCAUUAUUCUGAAGGCCUACUGCAACACAUAGAAUGUUUUCAUUUCCCUUACAAUAAAUUUGAAUAGGCAUAGAGUUACAGUAAAUAAAACAAUCCUGUAGUAGCUUAUUUUUAUAAAGUAAAACGUAAAAAAUAAUGGUAUCAACCCGCAAGGCGCGCGGUCAAAUUAUUAACAUGAGCGCCAACACUUUUACUGAUACAUAUUACUGAUAAAUAGGCAUAACACAAACUCAUCAUUACAAUAUUGUCUUUCUAAAUUUAAUCAACCUCUUCACCCUCCUUAUCAUUCAGUUAGGCCUAAUUUAAAUUCAAUUGUGAAAUAAGGUGCACAAGUAUCGGCCAUUCAUCCAUUUGUCAUUCAUUCAGUGAGGAGAGAGAGAGUCGCAUUAGCGCCUGGCUGGGUACCAACGUCCCACAGCACAUUGUCUUGGCGGGUUACGUUAGGAAUAGGUGUGAAAAAAAACAGGUAAAAAUGCUCUAAAUACUUUUCUGUUUGUGAUUUCAAAAUUCUGACAAUUGAGCAGUGUAAAAAUACAAACAUUUAGGAAAAGUCAGGGAAGGAGCAGGACAUAGCUUUUUUUUGGGCUGAUUCUUUUAUUUAUUUACACACAUUGAAAACGCAUUAAAUCACAACACACAGUCAAAUGUACAAUUUUGGACAAUGAUUCUUUGUCUCCCCACCAGGUCUCGUAUGGACAUCCUGGGAUCCCCUUCCCGCUACGUGCACUCCUCCCAGCCGGCCCAGAUGCACUCCCUGGAGGAAGGAGGUGGGGACCGGCAGGGUGGCGGUGGGAGACCAGGCCAGGAGGUCUCCGUAGCCUCCGCGGCCGACCCCGAGGCCCACAGUAACGCCUUCAUCCGGUCUGUACCACUUGCAGAGGAGGAAGACUUUGACAGCAAGGAGUGGGUGAUCAUUGACAAGGAGACUGAGCUCCAGGACUUCCUGGGUCUCCUGGGCCCGGGGGCCGAGCCUACCACCUCGGGUCCCACCACCGACGAGGAGGCCGAGGAGCUGAGGCCCCUGGAGGAACUGGAGGAGCGGAGGAGGUUACGGGGAGCUGGAGGUGGAGAGGUGGUGGUGAGGCCUAAGAUGCGAGUAGGAGGCAUAGGGGCACUUCCGGAUGGGGAGGGGUCUAAUGGGGCUAGUCCUGGACACUCUGGUUAUCACACUCUGCCUCAUAGCCAUGGACACAGACCACGGCCACAGUCGGAGCACUUUGGAGCUCACGGACAGGUAAGAGCAAGGGACUGCGGGGUAGAGAAUUGGUGUGUGUCUUGGUGUGUGAGUGUGUUUAUCUGGGUUGGGGUCCAUUUGAACUGAAUUGAAAUUCUAAUUAAAUUUAAAUGUACUAGGCCACCUGUCUGUCUUCGUCUGCAUCUGUGUUUGUCUUUCUGCGGGUAUACAGUACCAGUCAAAAGUUUGGACACACCUAUUCAUUCCAGGGUUUUUCUUUACAUUGUAGAAUAAUAGUGAAGACAUCUAAACUAUGAAAUAACACAUAUGGAAUCAUGUAGUAACCCAAAAAGUGUUAAACAAAUCAAAAUAUAUUUUAUAUUUGAGAUUCUUCAAAGUAGCCACCCUUUGCCUUGAUGACAACUUGGCACACUCUUGGCAUUCUCUCAACCAGCUUCAUGAGGUAGUCACCCGGAAUGCAUUUGAAUUAACAGGUGUGCCUUGUUAAAAGUUAAUUUGUGGAAUUCCUUUCCUUCUUAAUGCAUUUAAGCCAAUCAGUUGUGUUGUGACAAGGUAGGGGUGGUAAACAGAAGAUAGCCCUAUUUGGUAAAAGACCAAGUCCAUAUUAUGGUAAGAACAGCUCAAAUAAGCAAAGCGAAACGACAGUACAUCAUUACUUUAAGACAUGAAGGUCAGUCAAUACGGAACAUUUCAAGAACUAAAGUUUCUUCAAGUGCAGUCGCAAAAACCAGCGCUAUGAUGAAACUGGCUCUCAUGAGGACCGCCACAGGAAAGGAAGACCCAGAGUUACCUCUGCUGCAGAGGAUGUUAAUUAGAGUUAACUGCACCUCAGAUUGCAGCCCAAAUAAAUGCUUCACAGAGUUCAAGUAACAGACACAUCUCAGCAUCAAUUGUUCAGUGGAGACUGCGUGAAUCAGGCCUUCAUGGUCGAAUUGCUGCAAAGAAACCACUACUAAAGGACACCAAUAAGAAGAAGAGACUUGCUUGGGCCAAGAAACACGAGCAAUGGACAUUAGACCGGUGGAAAUCUGUCCUUUGGUCUGAUGAGUCCAAAUUUGAGAUUUUUGGUCCCAACAGCCGUGUCUUUGUGAGACAGAGUAGGUGAGUGGAUGAUCUCUGCAUGUGUGGUCCCACCGUGAAGCAUGGAGGAGGAGGUGUGAUGGGGUGCUUUGCUGGUGACACUGUCUGUGAUUUAUUUAGAAUUCAAGGCAAACUUAACCAGCAUGGCUACCACAGCAUCUGGUUUGCGCUUAGUGGGACUAUCAUUUGUUUUUCAACAGGACAAUGACCCAACACACCUGUAAGGGCUAUUUGACCAAGAAGGAGAGUGAUGGAGUGCUGCAUCAGAUGACCUGGCCUCCACAAUCACCCGACCUCAACCCAAUUGAGAUGGUUUGGGAUGAGUUGGUGUGAUGAGGUUUGAAUGAAGGAGUCAGGCGCAGGAGGUAAAACACCAAAGGCCAGAGUUUAUUCCGUUCAUAUAAAUAAAACGUACCCAGCGUCAAAACGAAACUAACAAGGGAAAAUAAUCCACCUUGACAAAAACACAUGGAAGAGUAGCUCAACCGAGCUACUCGCUCUCACAAUAAACAAUCACUCACAAAGACAAGGGGAACAGAGGGAACACUUAUACACAUACUAAGUAGGGGAAUGAGCACCAGGUGUGUGUGUGUGAUUGACAAGACAAGACAUGACAAGUGGAGUGAUGAGAAUGGAAUCGGCAGUAGCUAGUAAGCCGGUGACAACGAACGCCGAAACCUGCCCAAACAAGGAGGGGAGGCAGCGUCGGCGGAAGUCGUGACAGUACCCCCCCCUUGACGCGCGGCUCCAGCAGUGCGCCGACCCCAGCCUCAGGGACGGCCAGGAGGACACGGAGCAGGGCGAGUCGGAUGGCGACGGUGGAAAUCCCUCAACAGGGAGGGAUCGAGGAUGUCCCUCCUUGGGACCCAGCACCGUUCCUCUGGACCGUACCCCUCCCACUCCACGAGAUACUGAAGGCCCCCCACCCGACGCCUCGAAUCCAGUAUGGAACGGACCGAGUACGCCGGGGCCCUCUUGAUGUCCAGAGGAGGUGGAGGAACCUCCCGCACCUCAGACUCCUGGAGCGGACCAGCUACCACCGGCCUGAGGAGAGACACAUGAAACGAGGGGUUAAUACGGUAAUCAGGGGGGAGUAACAACCUGUAUGUAACCUCGUUUAUCCUCCUCAGGACUUUAAACGGCCCCACAAACCACGGGCUCAGCUUCCAGCAGGGAAGGCGAAGGGGUAGAUUCCAGGUCGAGAGCCAGACCUGAUCCCCGGUAUGAAAACCGGGGCCUCCCUGCGGUGGCGGUCAGCAUUCGCCUUCUGAUGACGCACGGCACGCUGGAGGCGAACGUGGGCAGCGUCCCAUGUCUCCUCCGUGCGCCGAAACCAGUCAUCCACUGCAGGAGCCUCGGUCUGGCUCUGGUGCCACGGUGCCAGGACCGGUUGUUAACCCAAAACACAUUGGAAAGGUGUUAGGUUAGUGGAGGAGUGGCAGAGAGAGUUCUGAGCAUAUUCUGCCCAUGGCAGGAACACCGACCACUCCCCCUGCCGGUCCUGACAGUAGGUCCGCAGGAACCUACCCACAUCUUCAUUCACCCUUUCCACCUGCCCAUUACUCUCGGGGUGAAAUCCAGAGGUCAGGUUGACCGAGACCCCCAUACGUUCCAUGAACGCCUUCCAGACUCUAGACGUGAACUGGGGACCUCGGUCGGACACUAUAUCCUCUGGUACCCUGUAGUGCCAGAAGAUGUGAGUAAACAGAGCCUCCGCAGUUUGUAGGGCCGUGGGGAGACCGGGCAGAGGAAGGAGGCGGCAGGACUUCGAAAAGCGAUCCACAACGACCAGGAUAGUGGUGUAACCUUGGAAGAGGGGAAGAUCAGUAAGAAAAUCAAUACUAAGGUGAGACCAUGGUCGUUGUGGAACUGGUAAAGGUUGUAGCUUACCCGCUGGGAGGUGCCUAGGUGCCUUACUCUGGGCGCACAGUGAGCAGGAGGAAACAUACACCCUCACGUCCUUAGCCAAGGUAGGCCACCAGUACUUCUCGGUUAGGCAGCGCAUUGUACGACCGAUACCUGGAUGACCAGAGGAGGGUGACAUGUGUGCCCAGUAGAUCAGACGAUCACGAAUAAACGCAGGUAUGUACUGCAGCCCAGCUGGACACUGCGGUGGAGAUGGAUCUGUGCGUAAUGCCUGCGCUAUAUCCGCGUCCAUCACCCAUACUACCGGCGCCACAAUGCAUGAGGCCGGGAGUAUGGGGGUGUUAUCUCUGGGCCUCUCCUCUGUGUCAUACAGCCAAGACAGUGCGUCUACCUUCACGUUCUUCGUACCCAGAAUGUAUGAGAGUGUGAAAUCAAACCGGGUGAAGAAGAGGGCCCACCUGGCCUGGCGAGGAUUCAGCCUCCUUGCUGCCCGAAUGUACUCCAGGUUACGGUGGUCUGUCCAGAUGAGGAAAGGGUGUUUCGCCCCUUCGAGCCAAUGCCUCCACACCGUCAAAGCUCGGACAACAGCCAGCAGCUCCCGAUCACCAACGCCGUAGUUCUACUCUUCCGAGCUGAGCUUCUUCGAAAAGAAGGCACAGGGGCGGAGCUUGGGUGGCGUGCCUGAGCGUUGGGAUAAGACAGCGCCUAUCCCUACCUCAGACGCAUCCACCUCCACUACGAACGGUAGUGAUGGAUCGGGGUGGGCCAGUACCGGGGCUGAGGUGAACAGACCCCGCAAUCUACUGAAAGCCAAAUCAGCCUCAGCAGACCAGCGGAGCCAGGACGGCCCACCCUUCAACAAGGAGGUAAUGGGAGCUGCGACCUUGCCAAAGCCCCGAAUAAACCUCCGAUAGUAGUUGGCAAAGCCAAGGAAGCGCUGCACCUCCUUCACCGUGGUUGGAGUCGGCCAAUUACGCACGGCAGAAAUGCGAUCUCCCUCCAUCUCCACACCUGUGGUAGUAAUGUGGUAUCCGAGGAAGGAGAUUGACUGCUGGAAAAACUCACACUUCUCUGCCUUGGCAUAAAGAUCAUUUUCCAGCAGUCGGACCAGUACCUUGCGAACCAGGGACACAUGCUCGGCGCGCGUAGCGGAAUACACCAGGAUGUCAUCGAUGUAGACCACCACCCCGCAACCAAGCAUGUCCCGAAACACUUUGUUCACAAAGGACUGGAAAACGGAUGGAGCAUUCAACAAACCAUCUUUCUUUUUCACAAAGAAGAAACUCGAGGAAGCAGGUGAAGCGGAGGGACGUAUAUACCCCUGGCAAAGGGACUCGGUGCCGUAUGUUUCCAUAGCCUCCGUUUCAGCCUGCGACAGGGGAUACACAUGACUCCUGGGAGGUACAGCGUCUACCCGAAGGUUUAUCGUGCAAUCCCCCUCCCGAUGAGGUGGUAAUUUAGUCGCUUGCGUCUUGGAAAUCGCGAGUGCCAGAUCAUGGUAUUCGGGGGGAAUGCGCACAGUGGGGGUACCGUCUGGACUUUCCACCGUGGUCGCACCAACGGAAACACCUAGACACCUACCCGGACACUCACGCGACCACUCCGUAAGAACCCUCUGCGGCCAUGAAAAAUUGGGUUGUGAAGGGCUAACCACGGAAUACCUAAGACUACAGGGUAAGCAGGAGACUCAAUAAUCAAGAAAGUGAUCUGCUCAAAAUGUGUCUCCUGUGUAAUCAUGGUGACUGGUACAGUAACCUCCUUAACCAACCCGGACCCUAAUGGUCGACUAUCAAGUGCUCUGAUGGGGAGUGGAAUGGAUAGGGGAACCAAUGAAAUGCCUUGAUGGCGUGCAAAUGCCCUGUCCAUAAAGUUCCCAGCUGCGUCUGAAUCGACUAGCGCCUUACACUGGGAAACUACCAGGUGAUCGGGAAAGGAGAUCGAUAAGGUACAGUGUGCCGCAAAGGGCUCUGAACAAGUUUGGGUGUUCGUUACCUGGGGUGAUGCGUGAGUACUCUGCCUACCGCCUCCAGCCCCAAAGGAACGUUGACUGAGACAUGAGGUGGAUUGUCUCUUCGUGCCACCAGAGUUCUCUCGACCGGCGGAUCCCCCCAGCACCAUCUGCUCGGGGUCAGAGUCGUCCUGAGUGGGAACGGGCAGACCCCUACCAGGACGUCCUCUGGCUGCUAGCAGAUUGUCCAGCCGGAUGGCCAUGUCCACCAGUUGGGAGAACGAUAGCAUGGCAUCAUGGCAGGCUAGCUCCCGUCGGACGUCCUCCCUUAGGUGGCACCGUAAAUGGUUGAUCAGGGCCCGCUCGUUCAACCCGGACCCCGCAGCCAGCGUCCGGAACUCAAGCGCGUAGUCCUGUGCGGUCCUCGUCCCCUGCCUCAGAUGGACCAGUCGUUCGCCCGAAAACGGCCUGAAAGAGGCGAGCAAACUCCCCGGGAUAUCUGGAUCCCUCCAGGGGCUGGGGUGUAGGUGGCUGGAUCCGGUUGACCAGCUGGUCUUGAUAGAUCGGGUCCUCUCCUCUCCAGGCGUUCUACUACCUGAAGAACCCGAUCCAUCGCUUACCCCAAGCUGGCCAGCAUCGAGGAAUGCUCCUGGACCCUUGCCACAACUCCUGGCAUGCGGUCUUCUCCUGCUGACUCCAUUCAGCAGAGUGAGUGAUUCUGAGAUUAGGUGUGAAUGAAGGAGUCAGGCGCAGGAGGUAAAACAUAGAAGUCCAGAGUUUAUUCCGUUCACAUAAAUAAAACGCACCCAGCGUCAAAACGAAACUAACAAGGGAAAAUAAUCCACCUUUGCAAAACCACAUAGAAGAGUAGCUCAACCGAGCUACUCGCUCUCAAAAUAAACAAUCACUCACAAAGACAAGGGGAACAGAGUGAACACUUAUACACAUACUAAUUUGCUCAUGUAAGUUGCUCUGGAUAAGAGCGUCUGCUAAAUGACUAAAAUGUAAAUGUAAUUAGGGGAAUGAGCACCAGGUGUGUGUGAUUGACAAGACAAGACAUGACAAGUGGAGUAAUUAGAAUGGGAUCGGCAGAAGCUAGUAAGCCGGUGACGACGAACGCCGAAACCUGCCCGAACAAGGAGGGGGAGGCAGCCUCGGCGGAAGUCGUGACAGUUGGACCGCAGAGUGAAGGAAAAGCAACCAACAAGUGCUCAGCAUAUGUGGGAACUCCUUCAAGACUGUUGGAAAAUCAUUCCAGGUGAAGCUGGUUGAGAGAAUGUCAAGAGUGUGCAAAGUUGUCAUCAAGGCAAAGGGUGGCUACUUUGAAGAAUCUAAAAUCUAAAAUAUACUUUCAUUUGUUAAACACUUUUUGGGUCACUACAUGAUUCCAUAUGUGUUAUUUCGUAGUUUUGAUGUCUUCACUAUUAUUCUACAAUGUAAAAAAUAGUAAAAAUAAAGAAAAACCCUUGAAUGAGUUCGUGUGUCCAAAUUUUUGACUGGUACUGUAUGUCUAUGUUAUCUUCGGCCGUGGGCCAUUUCCUGUUAUUUCCUGUGUCGACAAUGUAACUGGACACAAUUUGCAUGAAUGGUAUACUUAUUCUUAAUCUUCUCAGCCAUUGGUAGUUACUUUUUGAAGGUGAAGUUAUGUACACCCAGUGUUAAUUUGACCAAUUACUGUGCAUAGCUUACUGUAUUUUUGCUUAAUCUAUCCACUGACUAAAGCCUAUAAUUACCAAGCUGUCGUAAAGUCAAUGGAUAAUGUUUUAUUUAGACCGGUGGUAUUGUAUUUAAUAAGUCAUCCAGUGAGUGUAAGAGGACUGCAGAUUCCUAUCUCAUAUGAAGAUUGAAUUCCCUCCAUCCGGGAUACACAGCUGUGCAAAUGAAACGCACUUCAUGAAGCACAGCAGUGUGGAGGAACAGUUACAGUGCAUUCGGAAAGUAUUCAGACCCCUUGACUUUUUCCACAUAUUGUUACGUUACAGCCUUAUUCUAAAAUGGAUUCAAUAUUUUAUUUUUUUCAUCAAUCUACAUACAAUACCCCAUAAGGACAAAGCAAAAACUGGUUUUUGUAAAUAUCUGUAAAUGUAUAAAAAAUAAAAAACAUAAAUACCUUAGUAUUCAGACCCUUUGCUAUGAGACUCGAAAUUGAGCUCAGGUGCAUCCUGUUUCCAUUGAUCAUCCUUGAGAUGUUUCUCCGAGACAGGAUUGUGUCAAGGCACAGAUCUGGGGAAGGGUACUAAAACAUUUCUGCAGCAUUGAAGGUCCACAAGAACACAGUGGCCUCCAUCAUUCUUAAAUGGAAGAAGUUUGGAACCACCAAUACUCUUUCUAGAGCUGGCCGCCUGGCCAAACUGAGCAAUCGGGGGAGAAGGGCCUUGGUCAGGGAGGUGACCAAGAACCCGAUGGUCACUCUGACAGAGCUCCAGAGUUCCUCUGUGGAGUUGGGAGAAACUUCCAGAAGGACAACCAUCUCUGCAGCAUUCCACCAAUCAGGCCUUUAUGGUAGAGUGGCCAGAUGGAAGCCACUCCUCAGUAAAAGGCACAUGACAGCCUGCUUGGAGUUUGCCAAAAGGCACCUAAAGACUCUCAGACCAUGAGAAACAAGAUUCUCUGGUCUGAUGAAACCAAGAUUGAACUCUUUCGCCUGAAUGACAAGCGUCACGUCUGGAGGAAACCUGGCACCAUCCCUACUGUGAAGCAUGGUGGUGGCAGCAUCAUGCUGUGGGGAUGUUUUUCAGCGGCAGGGACUGGGAGACUAGUCAGGAUUGAGGGAAUGAUGAAUGGAGCAAAGUACAUAGAGAUCCUUGAUGAAAACCUGCUCCAGAGCGCUCAGGACCUCAGACUGGGGUGAAGGUUCACCUUCCAACAGGAACGACACUAAGCACACAGCCAAGACAACCCAGGAGUGGCUUCGGGACAAGUCUCUGAAUGUUCUUGAGUGGCCCAGCCAGAACCCGAUUGAACAUCUCUGGAGAGACCUGAAAAUAGCUGUGCAGCGACGCUCCCCAUCCAACCUGACAGAGCUUGAGAGGAUGUGCAGAGAAGAAUGGGAGAAACUCCCCAAAUACAGGUGUGCCAAGCUUGUACCACCAUACCCAAGAAGACUUGAGGCUGUAAUCGCUGCCAAAGGUGCUUCAACAAAGUACUGAGUAAAGGGUCUGAAUACUUAUGUAAAUGUUAUAUUUCAGUUUUUUCUUUUGAAUACAUUUGCAAAAAAUGCUAAAAACCUGUUGUUGCUUUGUCAUCAUGGGGUAUUGUGUGUAAAUUUAUGAGGAUUCUUAAAAAAAAAAUCAAUUUUAGAAUAAGGCUGUAACGUAACAAAAUGUGGAAAAAGUCAAGGGGUCUGAAUACUUAUAUCCGAAUGCACUGUAUUUGCAAUGAUUGAAUUCUGGCCAUAGUUUUAAUAACAUUAAUUUUGGCAGCUAUAGAUGUACGUCACUGAAAUGGGUGGCCUGAAAGUUCCUUGCAGUUUGAGUUUUUUAUUUAUUUAAUCAUGAUUGUCUCAUUGAUACAAAGAUCUCUUUUACAAGAGAGACCUGUUCAAGAUAGCAGCCAUUUCAACCAUUUUGUGCUGAUGAUGCAGGAUAAUGCUGUUGUGUGAAUACAUGUUCUGAUAGAAGAUAUGUUAUAGGUUAUGAUGGUAAACUGUUCCAGACAGUACACAAAAACUGUUUCACACAACAGGUAGGGAUAUGUUUCUCCUCUCUCUCCUCUCUCUCAGCGCCAAGUCAAUCUCCCCUCGGAAACCCCAUUAAAUAUCUUGCCAGAAAAACAUUGGCCUGUGCCUGCAUAUCCAUAUCCAGUGACAGUCAGCAAACACUGAAAUGCUUGAACAACAUCCCUUUUUAUCCAUUCAAAAUAAAACCCAACCCAAACGAUUGUGCUUAGGUCUCGUUUAAAGAGAUUGAAAAAAGAGAUCCCUCCCCUUAUAUUUCUGCUGUGUGUGCAUGUGUGUGUGGUGUGCUCACUGCAACAUGCACACAGACACACAGAGACCCAGACAUUCCCCUGCCAGCAGAGAUAGAGAAGAGACGGAGUCUUCUUGGCCACACCACCGCCUGAUGCCUUUCUCCUCCACUCUUAUUGGUCUUUUUCAGUUGGAGGAGGACAGGCCCCACCCCCACCACUCUUUCCAGAGGCCCAACCAAUUGAGGAGAUUGGCGUCGUACGUGUUCUCGUCCUCUACCCUGGAGACGGAGCAGUAUCCCCAUGGUAAUUCGGAAGCUGGGGCGUUGAUCCAGAGAAGCCGCUCCGCAGAGAGUAGCCCCGCCCGUCUCCCCUCGCGGCGCCACAUACCCCUGGUACCCGGCAGCCCCGGGGGGUCGCGACCCAGACACUCUGUCCUCAACCUGUCCCGACUCCAGAUACAACAGAUGCUGGCCAAACUAAUGAACAAGACGUGA